AACAACUUUUGGGAUUAAACAGAAGCACAUGAUGAUUCAACCCCGUGAUUUGUAAGGGAGAGCCGCCUCAUGGACUCAGUCAUUUCCUUCUUUCUUUCUCUUUCCCUUUCUUCUUCCUCCUCCUGUGAAUCGCCCUGAUGGCCUCCCCGCGGCUGGAGACCUUCUGCUGCCCGAACCGGGACGCUGCCACGGAGCUGGCCGUCUCCUUCCAGCCGCUCCUGUUCGGGGCUCUGAGUCUGGCCAGCGCUGGACUCAGCCUCAUAUUCGCUGUUCUCCAGGUGCUGCCAAAGCGUAAAGGAUACAGGAGACUGGGACAGUAUCCUCUGCCCAGGCCCGCCUCCUCCUCCAGAAUAUUGCUCAUCAUCAGUGUCUGUGACAUACUGGGAUGCACAGGGAUCAUUGUCAGAUCUUCUGUGUGGCUGGGCCUGCCGAGCAUCAUCGAAGGCAUCUCAGUGACUAACAACACGGACGUGUUGCCAGAGACCUUCUGUGUUGGCAGCGCAAUGUGGAUCCAGUUGUUUUUCAGUGCCUCAUUUUGGUGGACUUUUUGUUAUGCUGUGGACGUCUUCCUGGUGGUGAAAACUUCUGCGGGGAUCAGCACCAUUGUCCUCUACCACAUGAUUACGUGGGGUCUGGCUGUGCUGCUGUGUGUUGAAGGAGUGGCCAUGCUCUACUAUCCAUCCAUCUCAGACUGUGAACAAGGCCUCCAGCAUGCUAUUCCACACUACAUCACCACGUACGCCCCUAUGCUCCUCGUCCUCGUAGCCAACCCUGUGUUCUUUAGCCGGACCGUCUCCGCAGUGACAUCUUUAUUAAAAGGACGACAAGGAAUUUAUACAGAAAAUGAGAGAAGGCUGGCUAACGACAUCAAAAUUCGCUUCUUUAAAAUAAUGCUUGUUUUCUUUGUUUGCUGGUCUCCAAAUAUCAUCAAUGAGUGCCUCCUCUUCUACCUGGAGAUGCAGCCAGACAUCAGCGAUAGCAGCCUUAGAGAUAUCAGAAAUGCAGCACUCACUACAUGGUUUAUCAUGGGCAUUCUGAACCCGAUGACGGCAUUCCUUAACACUCUGGCCUUUCAUGGCUGGACAGGGCUGGACGUGGACCUUAACCCACAGCAGAACAGAGAGCUGGCCUGGGACUCGGGCUCUACCUCUGUGCCUAACACACCUGGACAAAAUCCAGUAUUCGGAUCGACUCUGCUUUACCAGAGUCACGUUCAGGAAGUCCAGAAAAACACAGUGGGAAACGGACAGCAGCACUCUGAUGCCAUCAGCGUCCUCUCUGAAGGUUCAGAGUCUAGUACAGUUGAAAUCCACAUUUCCAGCGAGCUACACGGGGACGUAGAUGCUGACGGAGAGUCCUUGGAGAACUCUGUGCGACACUAGCUGGCCUCAUCAACACUCCAACUCUCUCCCCUUUUACAUCCUACUGGUUUUUAAUAGUUAGAUCUUGAUUAUCUAAAGUGUUAUGAUGGUGAAAAUAAGUCCUAUUCUCUUUUAUAAGACCUUUACCGUCAUCUGAACGUGCUAAAACUUCUGGAUUAUAGUUCAGUUUUUACUGAUCAGCUCCAGUGAUUUUUCCUCUCAUAGCUAAAAAGCUUGCAAAACAAGUUUAGUUUUUAAAAUCUAUUUAUAAACUGACAUUUAUGUUUUUGAAGAGAAGUUUCCACUGGAAAAUUCUUUCAAUUUAGUGCCCUGAUCUUGUAAAGUUGAUGCCAUCCAUAAGCUAAUAAUACACUACAAUUUCUCUUAGUGUUUUUUUUUUUUACCAAGGUGUUUUUAUCUCAAACUAUCUAUUAAGGUAUUUUAGCACAGAUCUAUCUGAUGUCGCAUUAAAUAUCUUUGGUUUUACAACAGAAUUUUGUAGCAGAGCUGAAUAUUUAGUUUGUGUAUACAUAUCUAAAUCAGUCUCAAUGUUUCUACAUUAAUCUGAAGGAUUAUUUGGUGAUCUUUUCAAUGACCAAUCUCUAUCACAUAACUAUUAAGAUUCCUGCAUAUUUCUCAGGAGUCAAAGUUUUUUUUUUUCAAAUAAAGAAUAAAUUACACAUUCUAAUAAUGUAAUCAAGAAAUAUGUUGAUAAUCUGCUAAAGAUCUUCUUACGUUUAAGUAAAACAUGCAAACAAAAAUGAAAUCUGUACUUAUUUACAAAGUACUGCAGAAAUGGGGGAAUUUCUUUGAUAAAGGAAUAAAUGUUGUAAAUGUCAGCCUUACAGGAAGUUCUGAGUUGGAACAGCUUGUUUAAGAUAGACACAUAAGGGGAGAAUGAGACAAACUAAACCAGUCGUUUCUACACACCAGAAAUACAGAGAUCUAUGACUCUCCGGUCAUCUCUCAGGAUGACUCGAUUACCGGAGAUAUUAUCUGGUGUUAGCCAGCUUGGAGAUCAAUCAGAAGCAGGCUGGUUUUCAUUUCCGGUACAGGUGUUGGGAUGUGUGGAUCUCCCCAGUUUAAAUGACAAGUUUUGAUGUUCAUGCUUCCAUAGAUCCCUGUUAUAGCCCACUGAACUGUUUAGGGC
Cyprinodon variegatus (sheepshead minnow) is the source of this 2511-nucleotide messenger RNA. RefSeq names its product G protein-coupled receptor 143 (gene gpr143). The transcript is spliced from 9 exons. Gene Ontology annotation, molecular function: L-DOPA receptor activity; L-tyrosine binding; L-DOPA binding. The record is from RefSeq and is a predicted model, not a curated record. Gene Ontology annotation, biological process: G protein-coupled receptor signaling pathway; melanosome organization; regulation of calcium-mediated signaling. Gene Ontology annotation, cellular component: plasma membrane; melanosome membrane. The coding region runs from base 138 to 1382 and encodes 414 amino acids. Lineage: Eukaryota; Metazoa; Chordata; Actinopteri; Cyprinodontiformes; Cyprinodontidae.